UCCAGCAGACCAGUGGAGUUAACCCCGCCCSUCACUGUUUGCUGAAGCGAGGGGUUCUUGGAGUAGUAAGGUUGAGGACUUAAAACGAAAGUUAACGUUCUUGACUUGGUUUUUUCCCUUUAAGUAGACAGCGGUUUCUUAAAAUACAUACUAGUUAGUUAUACUAUCAGCUACCCACCUGGAGACAUUAUGGCGCAUUAUAGAGCUUCAGACUCCAAGAGAGAGCAGUUUCGGAGAUAUUUAGAGAAAACUGGAGUUGUUGACAGUCUCACAAGUGUUUUUGUGUCUCUGUACGAACAACAAGAGAAGCCCACUGAUGCUUUAGAAUAUGUUAAGAAACAUCUGGGCGCUCUGGAGGAGAUUUCGGACUCGGAGGCCCUGCAGCAGGAAGUGAUGGAUCUGAGGCAGAAGUGUGCACGUCUGAUGGAGGAGAACAAAGACCUCAAAGCAAGGCUGCAGCAGCGUGAACCUGGAUCUGAAGAUGGAGGCGCRGCCAACUAGUCCCCAGCAGCACUUAUGGUCAAAAUGUGUAUUAAAACUGCAGUUCUUUUGAAUUUAAAGACAGGCCGGCGCUGGAACGUGAAAGCCUCAAACUUUUUACUUGGCUGCUGUGUUUUUGUAAACCAUUACAUUUAAUCUUUGUUUCUUACAAUAACUUAUUCUGUAAAUGUUUCUGAAUAUGGUUUUCUUGUUCAUUUAAACUUGAGUAAAGUUACUUCUCAACAGA
Austrofundulus limnaeus is the source of this 727-nucleotide messenger RNA. Its product is annotated as C-Myc-binding protein. Gene Ontology annotation, biological process: regulation of DNA-templated transcription. Gene Ontology annotation, cellular component: nucleus. The transcript is spliced from 5 exons. NCBI's taxonomy places the organism in Eukaryota, Metazoa, Chordata, Actinopteri, Cyprinodontiformes, Rivulidae. The record is from RefSeq and is a predicted model, not a curated record. The coding region runs from base 190 to 501 and encodes 103 amino acids. Gene Ontology annotation, molecular function: transcription coactivator activity.